UUCUGCUAUGCAGAUGGAAAGGCUGCAAAGCCAGAGCUUCCCAACGGAAUUGAUUAAUCUCUUCAGCUGGUUGCAAAAGGAAGGGGAAAUUCUUCACUUCUCUCCUCCAUUCUUAAAGGAAAUCAGAAAGCAAUAAUCUGGAUGUGUCCGCAAGAGCCAAAGGGUUAAACUGAGAAACUGUGGGUGAGGGUUGAUUUUUUUUUUAAUAUUCUAUUUUUUAUUGGAUGUAUCUGAUGCCUCACCACCAAUGUCCACAGUCGCUUGGUCUUGGAGAACAGGAAUUAAACCUGAGAAUCGGGUUGGGAUCCAAAGGUGCUGGUGGAAAGGAAGAGCAAGGAAUCCAUUUGGAAUGAAAUGUGUUCCCAAGCAGCUGCUGUGGUUGAAAUGGUGUGCAAUACUCCGUGCUUCCAGCAACUCCCAAAUGCCCCUUUUUAAUGCUAAACCUCCCCAUGUUCCUCAUUUUUAAGGAGCUUCCCAAGAUCUCAACAAGACACCUCCAACUCCUGGUCAGGCUGGAAUUGCUGCAUGACCCUCUUAAAUCGCCCAAGCUGUACGGAUGGCAGUCCAGCCAAGCUUCCUGUGCAGAAGACUCCUGGGAAGCAAAGGUGGAGAAGACCCUGAGAAAGGAAUCAAGACCCAAGAUCUCCAAGGGGUUCUCCCAACGGACAGUGAUGAACUAACUGGAGGUGAUGCCCCCUCUGUUGGGAAGGAGAACAUGGCAUAGAGACUGGCCUGGACCCUUGGCUUCAUUCUGCAGAGCAGAGCACAAACAACACACCUUAACCUCUUAGGUUUCCUGUCUGUGGCACUCUCUCCCAACCUGGUCUGCAGACAGAUGGUGAUUCCAAAUCUUUGCUACCUACAUGGGGUUUUGCCCAAGCUGGAGGAGAUGUAUGUGCAUUGGGUUCAUCUGUCCUUUGAUCCCAUCCCAUUCUCUCUGGCUUUGUUGGCCCAUUCCAGUUACCCUGGGGAGAACAAAGGAUAGGAAGUGAGUGUGCCGCUGGGACUUUCUGGGCAGGGGGGAGCGUUAAGAUGUGGAGAUCUCCCCACCCAAGAGAGGCUCUGUGGAGGCACAAUCUGGUUGGGCAACAGCAGAAUGCGCAACGCAACUCUGCCCCAGCUCCCCGGCACCCUGUGAAGGAUGACCACCCGGGACUUGCAGGAUAGGAAGCCCACUAGCAACACUACAGGCAGCAGCAACAUCAGUGAGAGGGAGCGCAUCAGAGGGCGCAUGAAAAUGGUGAUUGGGCAGCUAGAAGGCAUUCUGCAAGAACUCAAGGAGGUGGCUAAGGAGCUCCGAGACGUGGUCAGCCAGAUUGACAAAUUGACCUCAGACUUUGAGUUUGAGCUGGAACCUGAUGACUGGACCACCACCACAGUGAGCAGCACCUCCAGCAGUGAGAAAGGUGGAGGCAUAUUUGACCUUGGGCACCUGGAUUUCAUGACCUCGGAUAUCCUCUCUGACAGCUGGGAAUUCUGCUCCUUCCUUGAAGCCUCCACCCCUUCAGAUUCUGGUGAUGGCUCGGAGCAGCAGCAGCAGCAGCAGCAGCAGCCAGGGCACCAACCCGAUUACCAGCUCAUGAAUGGUGGGUUGCUGAUCCCCAAUGGACCCCGGAUUGAAACCCCAGACUCUUCCAGUGAGGAAGCUUUCAGCUCCAUACCAAGCCACAAACCUCAACAUCAGAGGACGCCGGGCACCAGGGAGCGGGUGCGAUUCAGUGACAAAGUCCUCUACCAUGCUUUGUGCUGUGAUGACGAUGAGGAAGCGGACAGUGGGCCCCUUCUGGAGGACCCUCCGGAAGAGCCCAGUGAGUCAACUCAGAAGGGGGCAUUAGUUGCCAAGACAGCAAUGCGACGGUCCCCUCAUCUGGGUAGUGCUCAGCAGCGAAAGCUGACACGGAACAGUAGCACCCAGACUGUGUCAGACAAAAGUACUCAGACAAUUCUCCCCUACAUUUCGAGCAAGCAGAAAAUCAACAACAAGAACUGAGGACCAGCAGGGUGAAGGGUGGGCUGGGCCAAGGAGAAAGCUGC
Candoia aspera is the source of this 2034-nucleotide messenger RNA. RefSeq names its product inhibitory synaptic factor 1 (gene INSYN1). Gene Ontology annotation, biological process: inhibitory postsynaptic potential. The transcript has 3 exons. Gene Ontology annotation, cellular component: postsynaptic density. Bases 1142 to 1990 code for a protein of 282 amino acids. NCBI's taxonomy places the organism in Eukaryota, Metazoa, Chordata, Lepidosauria, Squamata, Candoiidae. The record is from RefSeq and is a predicted model, not a curated record.